Molecule: messenger RNA, 2390 nt
Organism: Gilbertella persicaria
Lineage: Eukaryota; Fungi; Mucoromycota; Mucoromycetes; Mucorales; Choanephoraceae
Exons: 1
Coding region: 46-2367 (773 amino acids)
Source: RefSeq, a predicted model, not a curated record
CGAGUUCAACAAUUUUACCGUUUGUAAACUUUAUUUAACACGAUCAUGUCUCUGCGUUUGAUUGACAGUGAAAGCUCGAGCUUUGGAGAGAAGCCUUUGGAAGAGUUUUUUAACAACACUGAGUUGUGUGUUCAGUUUUUCAGUAGCAAUCUGUCCGCGUUUCUUAAAGAAAUCGAGAUUUACACGCUCGAAGCGAUCAACUCUAUCAAGUUUGUAUACCUGACUGACCUUAUCAACUUGGUGAACACACUCAGAGGCCACACUUCCAAUUAUGAUGGACAUUGGAGAAAUGAAGUGGUUCAGAAGUUGAAAGAGUCUCAGCAUUUUGCCUCUCUUACUCGGAAACAGAACGAAUUAUUGCAACAGUUUUUUAUCGAGCAGCUCAACAUAAACGUAUUUGAAGAGGGUAAAUUUCCAAAUAUUGUUCUUAAAGAAAAGCAAGCCAUUACCUUCCUCAUAUGUAAACCACACCCUAAAGCCAGACACCUUACCAUGAAAGAUUUCAAUUCCAUGUUUAUUGCUUUCCCCUGUGCCAAAUCAGUCUGUAUCAACAAACUCACUAUUGACGCAGACAGUUUUGAUACAAUUUGCAACAAUACUCAAGUAGAGUAUCUGCACAUAAAGCUCAGUACAGCUCCCAGCAAACCAAUGAAAUUGAUCUUGCAUUUACUCAAAUACUUUGAAAAAGCAUUGAAAUCUUUCAAGAUUGAAAGAACUGGUGAUGACAAAAAGAAAAUCAGUCCCACAUAUGAUUCUACAGCUGACAAGAAGUUGAUUGCUACAUUCAAUCUUGAUUUGAAACAGCUACAAACAAUAGCCAUUGAUUAUUUCUAUCAUUCUAUCCCAAUUAUAGCUCUUUUCAAGCAACUAAAUCCUGAUCAUUUGAAGAGUGUGUCCGUAUUAGGCCUUACAAGUCCAAAACUUAUGCUGGAGUAUCUUUUGGCUGCUAAUUCUUUGGAGCAUUUGGCUAUUUCUACCAUCAGUUGUCCUGAUUUCUUUACGCUGCCCAUGAUCAAGUCUCUCAAAUCAUUAUCUUUUACUUGGCUUGACGUUGAGAAGAGAAUUGAUGUCAUAUCUCUCUUGAAAAACUUCCCCAUGUUGACUAGUCUUGAAGUAGGCUACGAUGGUAAAUGGGGGAGUAUAACUAAAAAUACUGAUGAAUUGCAAGAAUACCCUCACUUAAAACAUCUUGGUUUACGAUAUGUUGCCCUUCAAGAAAAUGAUAUUGACGAAUUACACAACUGUGUUCCCAAUCUCAAAGAAAUUGUAUUAACAAGCUGCAAAAUUGGUCAAUCCAGAACUGAAACGGAGACUGGACUUUCACUUUCACAAUACGAACUUAACUUUCUUACUAUGAAAGAUUGUUCCCUCUUUUUCUCCAAGAAAGAUACUAACUCUAAGGAUCGACUUAUCUCAAAAUAUGUUAUAUCCAUCUACUCUGAAACGAAAUUUACUGCCCAUGUAUCUAGUACUCAAAAACUGACUAAUAACAGUUUACCUAUGCUUAAUAAUACCUUUACAUACAUUCCAUCAGUUCAUGAUUCUAGUUUCACAGACGACAAGAGUUGCACAGUUAUCAUCUCAGUAAAAAAACUUGGAAAAUUGUGCCUUGAUCAAGAUGAAGUCAACGUAGUGGAAAUCAAGCCUCUUGACAGCGAUAUCGCUCAAGAAAGUGCUCCAAUGGAAAAUGAUGGAGCACUUUUUGAUUUCAGUCCUGUGUUCGAUAACUAUGAUGACACCGAGUUUUUAAAAGAUGAAGUUGAAGAACACAUUAACGAAGAAGAAAUAGCACUUGAAGAAGUAGUAUUUGAAGAACAAAUCAACGAAAAAGAUAUAACAGCUGAAGAAGCAAUAGUCGAAGAGGUAGCACUUGGAUCAAAAGCUGAAAAAAGUAUAGAAUCUAACAAGGAAGCAACAACUAAAGAAGAUGGGCUGCCUGAAGAAGACAUAUCUUAUCAAGAAGAUGCAGCGAUUGAAAAACAAGUGGUGUUCGAAGAAGAAGCAUUGCUCGAAGAAGUAACAUUGGAAGAACAUGAGCAAGAACUCGAAGAGACCGAAAAUAUAAAGCCAGCGAAGAGAAAAACUAUUGAUGAUGACAGUGAUUUUGAUCCUGUUGAAGUGGUCUCUUCCAGCAAUGAUGAUAGUAGUAGGGAAGAGGAAGCAGUAGAAACACGUAGAUCAACUCGCAAAAAAGCCCGAGUUAUCGUUAAGAGACAACGACCAAAGCGUGGAAAAUACACAGAAAAAACAUCUGAUGAAUCUGAUGGAUUUGAAGAAGAGGAUAAAGAGGACGAAGAAGCCCAUCGUAAAAGAGUCAGCGAAUUUAUGCGAAAAGUUAGAGAGUAUAAGCCUGUCAUUCGUCUUUAAAAUAAAGUAAAAGAGGAAUUAUA